UACUAAUAUUGUUAGGAAAAGAAGAAAAAAAUCAGUACAGACCAGUAGAGUGAGUAGAGUCCAUCACCGUCAUUGAUAAAGUGGCUCAGCUGGCAUGUGAAUGAUGUGAUCUGGUGAUGCCAUGCGGUGAUAUGAUAAUUGAUACUCUCUCAUCAUUUUCUUUGCUGAAAUCUUAAUCUUCCAUUCCCAACUCACCUUUUUCUCUGUUCAACUUCAAUUAAGUGACCCACCACUUAAGCUUUUCUAGUUCUACUACAACACAUACAUACUCUGCCUAUGCUCUUCUUAAUUUGUCGUGUGCCUGAACUCAAAAAGAAAAGCUAGCUAGCUAUUUACAUCAAGUGUCCAUCAUCAUUACCAUAAUUUACAACCAUCCCAUUUUUUUUCUCUCUCUCCCCUUAAAAAAAGCAGAUUACUUUGCCUGCUAUUCCGUGCAAUUUCCCCCCUUCUAAUUUGACUUUGCAUCCCCACAAAAACCAUAUCUUUUAAUACCAUAUGGCAAAAGAGCAAAACCAGGGCAAAGGCCAAGAGAGAGAAUUGGAACUGGAAAGGGAGGUUGAGAUUGAGGCCCCAUUGCCUCUCACUGUUACUUCUCGGGUUUUGUAUAUGUUGGGAGAUAUCACUGCAGGGCCUGCGUUUAGGUUCACGCAAUGGCUCCAAUUGGUUCGUAAACGCACCGCAAAUUAUCGUUCUUCUGGCUUCCCUCACCGCACUUCCACCACCAUGCCUUCUAGCUCUUGCAUCAGAGGAUCGUUGGAGAAUUCAAAAUUGGAGCUGCAUCCUGAUCAGACAGAAACUAGCUUGUGGGAGAGGCUUGGGAAGGCUGCAAUGUUGGACAUUGAAUCUGGCUCCUUUUCCUGGGACAUGCUCUCUUCACUGCACCACACUGAACACAGCAGUAGCAACGAACAUUCCGAGGAUGAGAUGAACAAAGCUCUCGAGGUAACUGUAAAUUCAGGAGGAGUUGUCUUCUUUGCCUUUUUCAAUAUCCCUGGGAAUGCUGAUGCUAGUCCAAAAGAAGCAGCAGCUGUUAUAAAGAUAGCAUCAUCAAGAAUGGCAACACAGUCUGAACGCCUUGGCUAUGAACUUGCCAAGUGGAUGGGAGUCCAAACUCCACAGGUGCAGGCUAGAGUUAUUCACAAUACCUGUUUAGAAUGGCAACAAAUAAAGGAAGCUUCAGAAAAAGCUAGAGAAGCAGCAAAUUCUGAGGGUGAUGAAAUUGGUGAAGUGACAUGUUUUGAACUUUUGGAAGCACUUGAGCUUAGCCGAUGUCUCUUUUUUAUGAGUUAUGUACAUGGUUCACCCUUGCUUGAAAACUCCAGUGCAUUUAAGUCAAGGGAAUCUGCAGAAAGAACGUCAGAAGCUCUUGGCAGGGUACUGAUGCUGGACCUUGUCAUCAGAAACGAAGAUAGACUGCCUUGCCGUGAGCUUAGAUGGCGAGGAAAUCCUGCAAAUUUGCUUUUGGCUGGAAAGAAUAUCUGUGCAAAUACAGAUGCACUAGAAGCAGCUUUUGAUUCUGCAGUUAACCGAUAUAGACCAAAGGUGAUCAGGGCAUUUCAUAAAGAAAGAAGGUCAACUUCAGUAGAUUGCAGACUUGAUUCUCAUAAUCCCGGCUUGAUAUCACAAUCUUCUGAUCUCUCGGACAUCACAGAAUCACCAAGAUCUGCUGACAUGAGCUUUCAAACAUCGGGAGAAUCACUGUCUCCUGACUUUAACAUUGUAGCUAUUGAUUCUGGUGUUCCUCGGCGACCUCCUGCUGGAAAACGUGCAAAUGAUCAGGUUAAUUAUCCUAAGUUGGUUGAGUUGCUGGUCAAUAGUUCUGAAUUUGCCUCAAACCUGUUAUAUGAUAUAACCGGAGCGAAAUUAGGAUGUCCCCCACCAGAAGACAUGGAAAAAACUGAUGUACGUAUUAUAAGUGACACAAUGUUUGUAGUUCAUGCAUUUCGUAAUGGUUUCCGUGCUGCUCUUAGGGAUCUGCAGGGAUUCCAUAUAUUCCUACUCACACUUCACCAAAGACUUGAUACUUUGUUGCGAUCAUUUAUGAACAUUAUAAGCAAAAUAUCUUUGGGGGAAUUUGACAAAGAAGAUUCUGUGGUUCCUGACUCACCUUCACUAACUGCUGGUGGGAGUUGUUCCUCUCCAACAUGUAAGGAAAGACUUACUAAUGAUAACCAUCAAGAUUUUAUUGAUUCAGAAUCACAGAGAACUGCUUUAAGAUCAUCAUCUUCUGGCAAUAGAGAUUGCAGUGACUCUACUCCUAUGUCAAGAGAAACUUGGCAUGGAAAGUUCUGUAAAGGAAAUGGGGAACCACUUCGUAGUCUCCGUUUGACUGCUAAGCUCCGUGACUUCCAUAAAUUUGCCAAGGUUGAUGCUGAAUCCAAUAAAGAAUUGGAACAGUGGAAUGAAAUGCUUAAAAGUGAUGCCAUCAAACUAUGCCAGGAGAACAAUUUCAACCCAGGAUUUUUUGAGGGUAGUGAUAAUAACUGUGUCGUUGAUGCAUAUGAACUUAAGGUCAGACUUGAGCAUAUUCUCGAGAGAAUUGCAUUGAUAUCAGACGCUGCAAGUACUGAGAAACCUUCAGCAGUGACAAGUAGUCUGUUCAUUGGUGGAGCACUGGCUGCAAGAUCUGUAUACACACUGCAAUACUUGGGAAUCACAAAUAUUUUGUGUUUGUGUACCAAUGAAAUUGGACAGUCAGAAACUCAGUAUCCUGAUCUAUUUGAGUACAAGAAUUUCUCUGUAUGUGACAGUGAUGAUUAUAACAUCAGCAGCAUAUUUGAAGAAGCGUGUGAUUUUAUAGACUAUGUUGAACAAACAGGUCAAAAAGUUUUAGUUCAUUGCUUUGAGGGGAGAAGCAGAAGUGUCACGUUGGUCCUCGCUUACUUAAUGCUCAGGAAGAAUCAUACUUUAUCAGAAGCAUGGCAAGCUCUGAAACGAGUUCACCGUCGAGCACAACCCAAUGACGGUUUUGCAAAGAUCUUGUUAGAGUUGGAUCAGAAACUUCAUGGAAAGGUUUCAAUGGAAUGGCAUCAGCGCAAACCAGUGAUGAAAAUCUGCCCCAUAUGUGGGAAGAAUGCUGGACUAAGCAGCAGCUCACUCAAACUACAUCUUCAGAAAUCACAUAAAAAGCUAUCAUCUGGGAGUGUAGAUAGUGCCAUGACUAUGGAAAUCCAGAAAGCAUUAACAGCUUUGAAGAUUAGCCGUGGUGGGAGUGUCAGCCCCACACAAAGAUCAUCUCAUCCACUAAUAGAUCAAUAGAAACUGCAAAUUUAUAGAUUUUGUGCUGCCAAGUAUCAGCAGGUUAGAAAGUAACGAGUGUAUUUGGAAUGGCAGUGCAAUAAAAACAAAUCGAUUAAGUUUCUGCCUUUAUAAUGAAGCAACAAUUUAUCACUUCCAAAUUUUCCCAAUUUUUUACGCAAUUUUGGCCCCAUCCCAAUCUAACAGCCAAUAUCACCCUAAUGGUGUUUUUCAGUUAGUUUUUCUUCUACAAAGUGUAAGUGGAGUAUAGGUUCGGAGUGCGUCUAACGGCUGUCCCAUUAUUAUAUGUUCAAUUGGAGCAUCAGAAUUCUUCUCAUAAUAAAGUUUCCCACAGGGCCAGCACACGGAUCAGUUAGGAUAUGAUUGCUAUUCUCUGACCCCAAAUUCGUAUAAUCAGAAUCAAGCAUAUCCCAGAUGGUGAAUUUGUACUCUAUUUUGUAAUCAAAAGCACGCAUUUGAGAAUUGAUCAAGUCAGCUAAACAGAUCAUUUGAUGUGGUGCAACUUAUUUAUAACAAUAGUUUACAGAACCGUGAAAACUACAAAAUUAGUUGCUUCCAGUAAAUCAAAAUUGUUCAUAAUGCAGCAUAUUAAGGGUAGGACCCACAGAAAUAACGUCAUUUUUUCAUUCCACCCAAACCCAGCUGUGUUCAUUAUGUUAUGGGUGGCUGAGACCACCAGCAUUCAGUUAAAAGCUUGACUGAUGUCCAUUGACAACUAAAAACAAACUAUGGCUAUGUUUUUUUAAACAAAUAAAAGAAGAAGAAAAAAAAAAAA
Molecule: messenger RNA, 4033 nt
Organism: Glycine soja
Lineage: Eukaryota; Viridiplantae; Streptophyta; Magnoliopsida; Fabales; Fabaceae
Product: dual specificity protein phosphatase PHS1-like
Exons: 11
Coding region: 496-3258 (920 amino acids)
Biological process (GO): protein dephosphorylation; cortical microtubule organization; response to abscisic acid
Molecular function (GO): protein tyrosine/serine/threonine phosphatase activity
Source: RefSeq, a predicted model, not a curated record